AUGAAAAAAGUAGUCAUCGUAACUGGAGUUUCAAGAGGUAUCGGCAAAUCAAUUGUCAAGCAAUUACUAUCAUUAGAUUCUGAAACAAUUGUCUAUGGUAUAUCAAGGAGUCCUAUUAAAGAUGGGGAUACUAUUGAAGAGGAAUAUAAAGAGAGAUUCAUUAAAAUUACAGGCGACAUUACGGACGAAUCGUCCAUUAAGGAGCUUAUUAAAGAAGCUUUAACUGCUCAUGGGAGAAUUGAUUCUAUCAUUAUAAAUGCUGGUAUCCUUGAACCUGUGGCAAAUGUCGGUGAAGUAGAUCUCCCUGCGUGGAAGAAGCUAUUUGAUGUAAAUUUCUUCAGUGCUGUAUCUUUAGUUUCUCAAUGUUUACCAUAUGUGGAUAAGAGUAAUGGGUCUGUUAUUUUUGUUAGUUCUGGAGCAAGUGUGAAAGCUUACUACGGUUGGGCUGCAUAUUCGGCAUCUAAAGCUGCAUUAAAUAGUUUCGCCAUGAGUGUAGCCUCAGAGAGACCCAAGAUUAAGACAAUUACUGUUGCUCCAGGUGUUGUAGAUACACAAAUGCAAGUCGAUAUUAGGGAGAAAUUCGGGCCUGAAUCAAUGACUAGAGAGUCCCUAGAAAGGUUCACUGAUUUGUAUAACGAGAAGAAAUUGUUAGAUCCAAUCAUACCGGCUACUAUCUAUGCGAAAUUAGCAAUCAGGGGUAUUCCCGAUGAAUUAAAUGGGAAAUAUGUAAGAUAUGAUGACCCAAGGCUCUCCUUUUUCUAA
Molecule: messenger RNA, 762 nt
Organism: Naumovozyma dairenensis CBS 421
Lineage: Eukaryota; Fungi; Ascomycota; Saccharomycetes; Saccharomycetales; Saccharomycetaceae
Product: SDR family oxidoreductase
Exons: 1
Coding region: 1-762 (253 amino acids)
Cellular component (GO): intracellular anatomical structure
Molecular function (GO): oxidoreductase activity, acting on NAD(P)H, oxygen as acceptor
Source: RefSeq, a predicted model, not a curated record